CCAACACAACUCGGGCCUUUUAAGAAGUUUCUGACCGCAUAAUUACAGGCCGGCACCUGCGGCGUCAUGGGCACAGCAAGCACCAUGGCCUGUCUCCUUGUCGCGCUCGGCAUGAUGCCCAUCCAGGGGGCUACGGCACCUGCUGUCUCCUCGGCCCGGCUCCGCAUAGCCGAGUCCACGGGCGCCCACGCAGUCCAGCUAGCCAAGACGGGCCUCCGACCGCAGACCAUCCUGACCAGGGAGUCAUUUCUGAAUGCCAUCACCGUCCUCCAGGCGGUCGGCGGCUCCACCAACGCUGUGGUCCAUCUGACGGCCAUCGUCAACAGGCACCCGGCCCUCGCGGGCACCAUCACCCCGGCCACCAUCGACGCCGUCGGCCGUCAGACACCCCUCCUGGUGGACCUCAAGCCCAGCGGCGACAACUACAUGACCGACUUCCACAACGCCGGCGGCAUGCCCGCCCUCCUGCACCAGCUCAAGCCGCUGCUCCACCUCGGCGCCCUGACCGUGACCGGGCGCACCCUCGGCGAGGAGCUCGAGCGCGUGGCCUUCCGGCCGCUCCUCCCGCCCGACAGCCCGGCCAACUGCAUCCGCCCGCUCGGCGACCCGCUCUACCCGUCCUCCGCCCUCGUCGUCUUCCAGAGGGGCAACCUCGCGCCCGGGGGCGCGGCCGUGAUCAAGGCGAGCGCGUCCAAGGACCGGCGGCUGCUCCGGCACCGCGGCCGGGCGGUGGUGUUCGACGGGCCGGCCGACCUGGCGGCGCGCAUCGACGACCCGGACCUCGACGUCGACCGCGACAGCGUGCUGGUCCUCCGGGGCGUCGGCCCCGUCGGCCGUCGCCACCCGGGCAUGCCCGAGGCCGGGCUGAUCCCGAUCCCGCGCAAGCUGGCCGCGCAGGGGGUGCAGGACAUGCUGCGCAUCUCGGACGGGCGCAUGAGCGGCACCGCGGGCGGCACCAUCGUCCUGCACGUCUCCCCCGAGGGGGCCGACCCGGGCUCGGUGCUCGGGGUCGUGCGCGACGGGGACGUGGUGUUUUGCGACGUCGAGGAGAGGACGCUGAGCCUCGAGGUGGACGACGACGAGAUCCGGGCCAGGAUCGAGCAGAGGAGGCGGGACAUGGCUGCCGCGGCCAAGGCCGGCAAGGAGGAGGAGGAGGAGGAGGAGGAGGAGGAGCAGCCGUGGGCCGCCCGCGAGCAUGUCAGAGGGUACCGCGGCCUGUACAUGCGCGAGGUGAACCAAGCCGAGCACGGCGCCGACUUUGGCUUCCUCACCGCUCGCGGUCCUCAUCAAAACGAACAGGCGCAAGGAUGAUGAUGAUGAUGAUGAUGAUGAUGAUGAUGAUGAUGACGGCGCGAUGUGAUUAGGCAGGUUAGUUAGUUAAAUAUGGUACUGGAAUAGAACGGUGAGCGGCCAAAGAGAUCAUAAUUACAUGGCCUUCUGUUGUUG
This is a messenger RNA of Thermothelomyces thermophilus ATCC 42464, 1446 nucleotides long. RefSeq names its product dihydroxy-acid dehydratase. Lineage: Eukaryota; Fungi; Ascomycota; Sordariomycetes; Sordariales; Chaetomiaceae. Gene Ontology annotation, molecular function: hydro-lyase activity. The transcript has a single exon. Bases 85 to 1311 code for a protein of 408 amino acids. The record is from RefSeq and is a predicted model, not a curated record.